AUGGGAUCUCUAUUUCCUUCUCUUCCAGAUGAACUUGGUUGGGAAUGCCUGGUGAGGGUGGAAUUGAAUUCUCAUCACAACCUCAGGUGUAUCUGCAAAAGCUGGAACGCCGCAUUGAAAAGCCCCCACUUUUAUCAAGAUAGAAAAAGAUUGAAUAUUUCUGAGCAACGGGUUUGUAUGCUCCAGGAAAUAGACGGCAUUUGCAACAGGGUGGCAGUUUACGACCUGGAGAAGAACUCCUGUAAAAUUCUACCUUCCAUUCCCACAGAAAUUAACAGCAUCUUUCACUGCCAUUUCGUGCAACAAAAGCUGGUUUUGAUCCCGGCUUUGCUUGCCGACUCUACAAGAAAUUAUGUGUGGUUAUACGAUUUUGCUUGUUCGAAAUGGCGGCAGGGUGCCAAAAUGCCAAGAUGGCAGAAUGCAUUUGCCUCGGCAGCGGAUGAACACGAGGGACUGAUUUACGUUGGUGGGGGGCAUGACAGAAUUUUUCACAUUGGUAAACCAGUCCGUAGCGCUUCAGUUUACAAUGUGGAGGAGGACAAGUGGGAUCUUCUUCCCGACAUGAACACCUACAUGGAGCCCUACUCUAUAGGUCUUUUUUCUGAGGGCAAGUUUUAUGUAAUGGGAUAUUCUGACAGCAUUGAGGUUUUUGAUUCACAAACAAGAAGCUGGAAAACUAUGGAUGAUAGAUUCAACAGUUGGCGUUAUGUAAGCGCAUUUGGGCGCUUUUACUGCUUGUCUGGUAAGGGAUUGGUAGAAUAUGACUAUAGCCAAGAUAAGCUACAGUUUCUAGGGUCUCUUCCAACGGAGGAUUGGGCCCGAUUUAUCAAUUUCGCUGUAGUGGUUGGCAAUAAAAUCUUUGUGUGCAGGGAAAUGAUUCAAGGUCAAGAGUUCUGUAUGUUGGAACCUCCAAGUGAGAGAGGAGGAACAUUCAAAUUGAUUGGCAUUGAGACACCAUUAGGCUUCCAGGGUUUUGCUAUACAUGCUGCUACCCUAGAUCUUUGA
This is a messenger RNA of Cryptomeria japonica (Japanese cedar), 1005 nucleotides long. Its product is annotated as F-box/kelch-repeat protein At1g15670-like. The transcript has a single exon. Gene Ontology annotation, molecular function: protein binding. Gene Ontology annotation, biological process: regulation of phenylpropanoid metabolic process; negative regulation of cytokinin-activated signaling pathway. The record is from RefSeq and is a predicted model, not a curated record. Lineage: Eukaryota; Viridiplantae; Streptophyta; Pinopsida; Cupressales; Cupressaceae. Bases 1 to 1005 code for a protein of 334 amino acids.